UAACUUUAUUUGUGGGCUCAUAACAUGACUCCUAACGUAAAGAAUCAUAUUAUCUAAUAUUUAGCAUGAUUACUGUUUUGCUCCAAUCGUGUCUUUACCCCUGUCUGUAUACCCUGCAGACGCUAAGUUGAAAGAAUAAAGUGUUGUUGUUGUUUUUUUUAAUCCUUACAAAGAAUGUUUUCCUCUCUCUCCCUCAGGGCAGUGGUACACGUGCAGGUUGGCGAUGUGAACGAGUUCUCCCCUGUAUUCAGCAGUGCUGUGUAUUCAGGCUCUGUGCAGGAGGGCAGAGUGUGUGACAGCAUCCUGCAGGUUGACGCCACAGACCGAGACUGUUCGCCUCAAUACAGCCAGAUCUGCAACUACCAGAUCGUCACAGAGAACGCACCAUUCGCUAUCGACCGUAACGGCAACAUCAGGAACACAGAGAGCCUGAGCUUCGACACCCAGCCGCACUAUGAGAUCAGUGUGACAGCUUUUGACUGCGGGCAGAAAAGAGCGACACGGAGCGCGACUGUACACAUUCACGUCAAACCCAUCUGCAAACCCGGCUGGCAAGGCUGGAGUAAACGUGUGGACUAUGAGCCAGGUAUGGGUAGUAAACCACUCUUUCCCAAAAUGCACCUGGAGACGUGUGAGGGCACUGUGUCAUUGGUAAGGACCACUGUUGAGCUACAGACCGGUCAUAUCGGGAAAGGCUGCGAUCGAGAGACCUACUCAGAGAAAUCUCUGCAGAAACUCUGUGGUGAGUUUAAUGAGUUGGUUUGCGUUAAUAUGUAUGCUGCUGAUAGGAAACUAGCCUGGAUUUCACACGGCUUUUACCCCGGUGAUGAACACAGUUCACAAUUGCACUAUUUCUUAGACAGUACUAGUUUGCAGAUGGUUUGAAGCAGUCAGGGUUGAUGAUUGGCACAGAAAAUUGAGACGUGUUCAUGGCAGAACAUCUUUUUCUUCAGUGCAGUCACAGAGAGUCAGAGUGUAUCAGACAUGUCUGGAUUUUUUAUUUUUUUUUUUUGGUCAAGAACAAUUCAUAUCUGAAGGGAAAAUCGGAAUAGCCGAUAAAAAUUGAGAGGGCAAAAACCGUAAAAUACAGGAAGCCUCGAGAAAAAUCAAUUGAGAAAAAUGGCAUUUGUGGCUGCAGUCAAGUUCCCCAGUGGAGGGCAAACUAAGUGAGUUGUCGAAGGAGAAUGAUGAAAUAGGAAUACAAAACUGAGUUGCAAAAGCUUUGGACCAACCAAUAAGACGUCCAUGUUUGCUUUGAUAACAUCAUCUUCCAGUAAUAAUAGUGUUACAGGAGUACUGGAAUACAAAGCAUA
This is a messenger RNA of Ictalurus furcatus (blue catfish), 1313 nucleotides long. Its product is annotated as calsyntenin-2-like. The record is from RefSeq and is a predicted model, not a curated record. Gene Ontology annotation, molecular function: X11-like protein binding; amyloid-beta binding; calcium ion binding. Gene Ontology annotation, cellular component: postsynaptic membrane; cell surface. Lineage: Eukaryota; Metazoa; Chordata; Actinopteri; Siluriformes; Ictaluridae. The transcript has 3 exons. The coding region runs from base 175 to 885 and encodes 236 amino acids. Gene Ontology annotation, biological process: positive regulation of synapse assembly; positive regulation of synaptic transmission; homophilic cell-cell adhesion.